This is a messenger RNA of Aspergillus aculeatinus CBS 121060, 2832 nucleotides long. Its product is annotated as S8/S53 family peptidase. The coding region runs from base 1 to 2832 and encodes 943 amino acids. Gene Ontology annotation, biological process: proteolysis. The record is from RefSeq and is a predicted model, not a curated record. Gene Ontology annotation, molecular function: serine-type endopeptidase activity. The transcript has 5 exons. Lineage: Eukaryota; Fungi; Ascomycota; Eurotiomycetes; Eurotiales; Aspergillaceae.
AUGAUGGACGAAAACGAUUCUCGAGGUCUUUUGAAGUCUGUGCUUGGGUUUUUCGCUAGAAAACCACCGGAAAGGUCCGCGCAGCCCGCGUCAUUGAGAUCGCGCGCAUGCGAAGCCUGGCUUCGAACGGAUGCAUAUCUGCAGCAAGAUGCCGACGACUUGGACGAGGUUGAGCCCGAACGUCGUGCAAAGGUCUUGCGUGCAUUCGAAGACUAUGUUCAGUACGACUCUACCCGAGAACCAGACUAUGUAAGCGCUCUUCAUAUACAACAAGCUUCACGCCUACUGCAUGAUGUGCCGUAUCCGAUGCUUCAGACGAUGCGCAGCGUGAUCGAAUGUCGGAAUCAAAAUUCGCAUCCCAGCCCUGAAAUCUCCAUUCGCCCUGGUAAACGAAGAAGAGAAAGUGAAGCUGUCAUUCAGGAACUGGCGUAUCUGGACAGUGACGCUAAGAGACGCCGGGUUCUACCUCGCGAAAAUCCAGCUACGUGCGAUGAUCCCGAAGACCCGAAUGCCGACUUCGCCGUGCUGAUGAGAAGACGGUUGUUAUCCUUGAACAAUGCUUUACGAAGAGAUUGGAUCUGUGUUUGCCAUAAGUGCUCAGGACUAAGCGUCCGACUUUCGCUGCCACGACAAAGGAAGGAUCUGAAGGUCGAGACGUGCUUCGAAGUUUUCUUCGGCGUACGGUCUCUUCUUGCGGUAGAGUUACAAGAAGCCAGAAUAACCGUCAAAGACGUACAUGAUGACAGGAUGAGGAGCACAUUCGAGCCUUCAACUGGCGGUGCUUCCGAAUUCGCCCACCUUUGUCAAAGCAUUACAGAGUCUCUUGGCCAGGCUAAUUGCUUGAACUUUGCUCUUGAAGAUGGGAGGUUCCAGAGGCUUCGUCCGCAACCAAAGACCUUUGGUGGUGAUAGCACGUCUGGGACGGUUUCGUUGUCGGCAUUAUUCAAGCGUCAGCAGGAACUACGUGGGGGCUCAUCUGUACUGCCAUUCAAGGGUAAACGGGUCUUGGCCGUCACUCUGGCUACCGCGCUUCUUCCAUUCUUGGAGACACCGUGGCUGCAGCCUUCCUUCAAUCACUCAAAGAUUCUGUUCUUUGAGCCACUGCAAAGUGGAGAACUUCCAGAUAUUACGAAACCUUUCCUCGCGUUAGAGCACAUCCCAAUCCAUUCGAACCGCAAUGAAGAUAACGGCGUUGGCUCGGAGAACUCUAAACACAGGGUGCAUCCCAAUGCCAGUGUGCUAGCGCUUGGUAUACUCUUGUGCGAGCUUCAUUAUUGCACACCCGUGGACCUGAUGCAAGAGGACCCGUCCACCAUCAGAAACGUCAACACUGACUAUUACACCAGUCUCGAAAAGCUUAAAUCUUUGGAAGCUGAUGCUAGCGUAGAUUACUAUCUUGCUACCAAGGCAUGCCUGCAGUGGGAGUACUUACCCCCUGGACAGCAGGCUGACUUUGAAUCGGUCAGCGUACAGCGACUAUUUUACCAAAAUGUUGUCAAGCGGCUUGAGUCUGAAAUAAUCAAGGGGUGGGGACUUCGGUUAGAGGAUCUGGGCUCAUUUGAGUCUCAAGAGAAUAGGCUCCGCUGGGGCUCCAUCGGGUGCGAGGUUGUGCGCCAUCGAACAGACAAGGCAGACCCACAUAAUGAAAGUAUCGGCGCCCAAGCAAUUCCGGACCGUUUCAGUUCUGACAUCACGCCUGCGGGUUACACAUCGUUCAACUCAGAGAUGGCUCUACCAAUGCCGGCACGGCCUCCUUUGAGAACGCAACUCAGCGGACAUUUGGCGCAGCCGCCAGCGAAGAGCUUGUGUUUUUUUGAUGCAAGCUACCAGGCGAGUUGUGAACAAGAGAGUCAACUUUCGCAACAAUGGAUGGACAACCUUCUGUCUUCCAUUCAUCACUUUGUUGACCCUUACGAAUCAAUUGAAGCCGAGCCCAGAGCGUUUGAACCGGUACGAAUAGCGAUCCUAGAUUCUGGGUUUGACCCUCAGAAUCCACUUCUAAUGACCGAUAAUCGACAACUGGAUCCACGGAUCAAGGCCGCGCGAAGCUUCAUCGCGAACACAAAGCCAGAAGACAUCGGCGAUGAGAUCGGGCACGGCACUCAUGCUCUUGGGCUUCUGCUCAAAGUUGCUACAUGUGCUGAGAUCUACAUCGCCAGAAUAGCGCAUCGAGAGACACUCGAUCGUAGUACCUACGGCGAUAUUGCAGAGGCCAUCAAUUUCGCAAUUUCCGAAUGGAAAGUGGACAUCAUCUCGAUGUCAUUCGGGAUUCGUGAACACAGCCCCCCAAUAAAAGAAGCCAUAUCCAAUGCUAUACACAGUCAGACAUUGUUAUUCUCGGCGGCAUCGAAUGAUGGAGGGAACCUUGGCAGGGCCUUUCCAGCUCAGUAUCCCGGUGUCUUCUGUAUACACUCGACUGAUGGACAUGGUAAUCCUUCCAUGUUCAACCCGACCGCAGACGACAAAGACGUCAACUUCAGUCUACUUGGGGAGUGUGUCUCCUCUCAUUGGCCAGUUAACCAAGAUGGCCGCGGUCAAACCGUCAAGGUACUGUCAGGUACAUCGAUCGCAACCCCUAUAGCCGCUGGACUAGCAGCAUCGGUUCUGUCCUUUGUCCGACAGCAAGACCAAUAUAUCAAACCAGGCAGUGAGUCCCUGGGGCCGUGGUUGAAAUUUGCUGGCUCGAUGGAUGCGGUUCUGAAGAGUAUGGUCAGGCAUACAAGAGGAGCAGGCUAUCACUACCUCACGCCCCAUGUCAUAUUUGAUAGAGAUUCGACAAGGAAGCAUGUCUAUGAAAAGAUUGGGGACAUCAAGAAACACAUGUAUAGUUAG